GUGCGAUUUGCCAAAGACCUUAAUAUCUCCAGUAAAGAUGCUUCCUUUCUGUUCAUAUACAUUGGUAGUACCUCCACUGUUUCUCGUAUUGUGAUUGGUCAAAUUAUUGACAAGAAGUGGUUCACGGCCCUGCAAGUGGCCCAAUUAUGUUCACUUGCAAUGGGAAUUGCUAUCAUUCUCUUUGCGCUUGCCAAAGAAUACAGCCAUUUUGUGAUAUUUUCAGUUGCAUAUGGGAUCAUCAGUGGAGGAUUCAUUACAGGGCAAAACGUGUUUUUACAAAGCAUACUUGAGCCAGAAAAAAGUGCCAUUGGUCUUGGGAUGGGCUACAUGGUGUUCUCUGUAGCCAUUGCUGGAGGUCCACCAUUUGUCGGGUUCAUGGCUGAUGAACUUGGAUCAUAUAUAGCCUCUUUCUACAUUAUUGGUGGAAUGAUGGUGAUCUCUGCUGCUUUGCCAUUUAUUCUUCUGUGUUCAAGAUGCAAAAAAGAMGGAGUUGGCCAUGAAAAAAUAGAAAUAUGCUUACAUGAGAAUGAGGAUGAGUGCAAGAAAGAAAAUUCUGUAUACAUCUCUUCUCUAUGAUAAAAUAAUGAUGGAUAUUUAUCAACCAGGAGGUCUGGAUAAGCAAAAAACUGUGCCUGAGGUCUUGAAUAUACAAACCGCAGCUGCAACCAAGGUCCAUUUUCAAGGCGGAAGUUUUUUCCAAAUCCAGACUGACUCACUAUAGUACAGUAAAUAAUUUAUAUCUUUUUUCCCAUUAAUUGACUUUUGUUUUGCAAUUUUUGUUGUCGUUUACUGACAAU
This is a messenger RNA of Actinia tenebrosa (Australian red waratah sea anemone), 797 nucleotides long. RefSeq names its product monocarboxylate transporter 4. Gene Ontology annotation, biological process: transmembrane transport. Lineage: Eukaryota; Metazoa; Cnidaria; Anthozoa; Actiniaria; Actiniidae. The record is from RefSeq and is a predicted model, not a curated record. Gene Ontology annotation, molecular function: transmembrane transporter activity.